Molecule: messenger RNA, 3918 nt
Organism: Lizanozyma spartinae
Lineage: Eukaryota; Fungi; Ascomycota; Pichiomycetes; Serinales; Debaryomycetaceae
Gene: SSD1
Product: mRNA-binding translational repressor
Exons: 2
Coding region: 1-3918 (1305 amino acids)
Biological process (GO): mRNA catabolic process
Cellular component (GO): exosome (RNase complex); P-body
Molecular function (GO): 3'-5'-RNA exonuclease activity; RNA binding
Source: RefSeq, a predicted model, not a curated record
AUGGAUAACGGUCUAAAAGAUUCGCUUCCCAUCCCUCAGAAUUCUCUGUUGCAACUGCAACUGCAACCUCAAUUGUCCCAAGUUUCAACUCCUCCGGGGAUUAGCAUCCAUUCCAAUGACUUGUUGUCACCAACUCCCCCUCCUUCGGCUUCUACUCCUCCCACGGGUAGUACCCAGCAGACUGUAGGUCCUAAGAAGGUGAAUUUGCACAUUGCUCAUAGACGUUCCCCUAGUGAAUUGACUACGUUGAUGAUUGAACAGUACAACCUUCAAAAGCAAUUGGAGGAAGUACAAGCUCAACAAAAGCAGUUGUUGCAACAACAACAACAUCAUCACCAUCAACAACAAGUUCUGGUUCCUUCUCAGCAACAGCAACUGCAAUUGGCUUAUCCGAAUAGCGAGUUUCUUCCUCCUCCAGCACAAUACCGUUCUCACUCUCGUUCAGGUUCAAUGAACAAUACUUCCAUGGGCUCGGUAGUUGGUGGUCAAGCUCCGCAACAACAACUGUUGCAACCCCCACAACCCACUCACAGAAGAGCUGGUUCUGGUGGAGGUGCCAACUCAAGCAUGGGACACAACAGAAGACAUUCUUUAGGCUUGAAUGAAGCUAUUAAGGCUGCAGCCAAUCAACGUCAGUCAAACAGAUCUACGUUGAAUCCUAAUCAACAAAAUCAGUCUCAAUCCCAAUCCACUGGCACAUUCAAAUUCCCAGACUCUGGUCCUGGCUCUGGCUCCUCUGAUGAGUUGUCUUCUCCCACAGCAACUUCGCCAGGUGGUCACAAUCGUUCUCGUUCUUUGGCUUAUGGUCAACAGUCUUUUAAGUUCCCCCCAGAUUCUACUGAUACAAAAGAGUCAUUGUUACCUCCAACCCCAACUUUCUCUGGUGUUCAAAGCCCUGAACGUAACAAUUCAGGAAACCAAGGUCAUCUGAGGCGUUCUUCUCAUUACAGGUCUAACUCAAGAAAUUAUGAUAUCAAUUCAAAUUGGAGAUCUCAACAACAACCUCUGCAACAACAACCAGGAAACAAUAAUAACAGGCGUAACUUGUCACAACAAUUUGAUCCUCCACCAGGAGGAAUUUUUGUUCCAGGACAUAAAAAUCGUUCAGGUAGUCAAGGAGGCUCAUCGAUAUCCUCUUUGUCGCAAUUUCUCCCCUCUGGUUCACCUCAAGGAAACCAGACACAAGGAAAUGUCAAUCCUAAUAAUGGCAGAAAAUCUCUCUUUGCUCCCUACUUACCUCAGUCUUCUUUACCAGGUCUUGUUUCUGAGGGUCGCUUGGUCACUGGUACUUUGCGUGUUAACAAGAAAAAUAGAUCCGAUGCCUAUGUUUCUACUGAUGGUUUAUUGGAUGCAGAUAUUUUCAUUUGUGGUUCAAAAGAUAGAAACAGAGCACUUGAAGGUGACUUAGUUGCUGUUGAGCUUUUGGUUGUUGAUGAAGUCUGGGAAUCUAAGAAGGAAAAGGAAGAAAAGAAGAGAAGAAAAGAUAACAUUGUUACCAGAGGUCCUGGCAAUUCGGUUCUCAGCGACGAUAUUCACAACGAUGCAACAUCAGCAAGUCAAAGUGUUGGAUAUGAGACAUCUCAUGGAAUCACGAGUCCUGGUAAAGAUGGAUCAUCGUCUGAUGGAGCACCAAUUUUACAGAGACGUGGUUCCUUGAAGCAAAGACCAACCAUGAAGAAGAAUGAUGAUGUUGAAGUUGAGGGCCAAUCACUUUUACUAAUUGAAGAAGAAGAAAUCAAUGACGAUGUGAAACCUUUGUAUGCUGGUCAUGUGGUUGCGGUUGUUGACCGUAUUCCUGGACAAUUGUUUUCUGGUACUUUAGGCUUGUUGAGACCUGCUCAAGCUGCACAAGCGGCCAAAGAUAAAAAGGAUGGCAAGGAAUCUCUGAUCCAAACUCCAAGGGCUCCUAAAAUUGUUUGGUUUAAACCCACUGACAAAAAGGUUCCUUUGAUUGCUAUUCCAACUGAGCAAGCACCAAAAGAUUUUGUUAACAAUCAUGAAAAGUAUGCUGAUCAAUUGUUCGUAGCAUCUAUUAAAAGAUGGCCAAUCACCUCCUUGCAUCCUUUUGGUACUUUAGUUUCAAAAUUGGGUGACAUUGAAGACCCAAAGACUGAGAUUGACUCCAUAUUAAGAGAUAAUAACUUUUUGUGUGAUGAAUACCCUGAAGAUAUGUCAUUUGAAUUUCCGAAUUUGGAGGACGAACUCCAAAGCUCACAAAGAGUUGAUUAUGGAAAUGAUUAUAUUAUUGCUUUCACUCAAACAGGUAGUUUCACAGAUCAUGCCUUGCAUGUUAAGCGUAUAUCAGAUACCAAAAUCGAAUUGGGCUUUCAUGUUCCGGAUAUUUCUUACUUUAUCAAACUGGGCUCUGCUUUAGACCGUAAAGCAAGGAAGAGAUCGUCAUCAGUAUUUUUACCACAAAAGCUUUCUAACUUAUAUCCUGAUUUCCUCACUGGUGUUGUUUCUUUCAAUGAAAAUAUGAAGAAGUUGGCAGUAUCUGUCGUUUUUGAAAUUGACACCAUGACUUUUGAAGUGGAAGAUUUGUAUAUCCAUGAAUCUAUUGUUGUUGCAAAGCAAUUGGUAGGUUAUGGACAAUUUGACACUGUCAUGGCUGGACUUGAUUGUCCAACUAUCUCAUCGGCCACAGCUGAUUAUAUCAAGACAUUUAGCCUUAUUGCUAAGGAAUUUCGUCGCCAAAGAUUGAAUGAUAAGAGCUUGGGUUUAACACCUAAUUUGAACUUGUUGGACUUUUUGGAUGAUGAAAAGGUCAAGUUAGAUUUGAACAUUUACAAGGGUUCAACUGCUUACGAUGUUAUUACUGAAAUUUCUCACAAGGUUAAUAGUGCUAUUGCUGCCAAAAUCCAUGCUAAUAUUGGAGAUCGUGCCAUGUUACGUCGUCAAGCUUUACCAACAUUGCAAAAAAUGGAGAACUUUGUCAGAAGAGCAACACUCUUGGGAUUCCAAAUUGAUACUACUGAUUCUGCAUCAUUACAGAAGUCUAUUUUACUGAUUGAAGAUCCUGUGAAGAGACAAUGUGUUGAGACAUUAUUGUACAAGUGCAUGCCCCGAGCCAAAUAUUACAUUGCAGGUAAGCAAGAUCCUGAUAGUUAUGGGCAUUACUAUUUGAAUCUUCCAUUAUACACUCACUUUACUGCACCAUUAAGACGUUAUGCUGAUUUAGUUGUUCAUAGACAACUCAAGUCUGCAAUCCACAAGAAUGAAGAGUAUGAACAAAUCAAAGAUUUGGAAUCUCUUCGUGCCACAGCUGAUUACUGUAAUUUCAAGAAGGAUUGCGCAGCCAAUGCUCAGGAACAGGCUAUUCAUUUGUUAUUAUCACAAACCAUUAAUGAAGUGAGUGAGAAUGCUGGACAAUUACUUUGUAUGGGUAUUGUGAUUCAAGUUUAUGAAUCCUCAUUUGAUGUUUUCAUUCCUGAUUUGGGUGUUGAAAAGCGAGUUCAUGGAGAUCAAUUACCAUUAGUUAAGGCUGAAUUUGAUCGUACCAAUAGGAUUUUGGAGUUGUAUUGGGAAAGAGGCGUUGAUUCUGCUACAUACAUUCCACCAGAUGAACAGAGUUCGUUAUCGUAUCGUACUUCAAUCAAGAAUAAGUACAGAACCAGUACUAUUCAAGCCGCCAGAUUACAGAACACGAGCACUCAAACGUUGGAGAAGAAGAAUGAAACUAUAAUUGAACGGUUGUCGAAAAUGAACUUGGAACCUCCCCGAGUCAAAGCACCUGCUUCAUCAUCUACAACUGAUAGUCUAAAAGCAUAUUUACAGAAUUGUAUUACUCGAGUUGAAGGAGAAUUUGCCAUUCAAGAAAUCAGAGAAUUGAUGCAAGUUCCUGUGUUGUUGAGAGCAGAAAUUGGUAUGGCUUUACCUUGUUUGACUGUACGUACAGUUAAUCCCUUUGCCAUUUAUUAA